This is a messenger RNA of Ascochyta rabiei, 3597 nucleotides long. RefSeq lists its product as uncharacterized. NCBI's taxonomy places the organism in Eukaryota, Fungi, Ascomycota, Dothideomycetes, Pleosporales, Didymellaceae. The record is from RefSeq and is a predicted model, not a curated record. Bases 1 to 3597 code for a protein of 1198 amino acids. The transcript has 4 exons.
AUGGGGGAGCGUCUUGUGAAUGACCAGACUCGAGGUUUGCUGCAAGAAUACCUUUCAUCUUGCGAGAAAUACUUGAAGAAGUUCAACCUCAAGCUCACUGAACCUCUCGAGAUUGGCAGUACUUAUAGUACCUCAAUUGCUUUCAUGACAGGCCAAGUUCCGCGUACAUCGCCAACUUUCUGGCUCAGUCAACUAAAUCAUGACCGUUAUGAUCUCCUCUCAAGACCCUGGCAGGCUGUCAUGAUCGAAUAUGGCCUGGCUAUCACAAACUUACAUCGAGCGCAGAGACUAGUCGCUCUCUGUGAUAAGCCUGUUGAGUUGAACGAAGAACUGCGCCACGUCGGCCACCUCAAUUGGAACCCUGAAGUCUUCCCAGAAACACUGCUCCUUGAAGCUGAGAGUGGCAUCAUGGUUCGCGAGGUGCAAGCAACGAUUGCUGAAAAGAUGAUGCAGCCACCAAAUGCUGAGAAUACCGUGAUGCAGUUGAACAUGGGCGAGGGAAAGUCGUCUACAAUCAUCCCAAUCGUCGCUGCCGCUCUUACAGAUAGGAAGAAGCUGGUGAGAGUGAUAGUAGCAAAACCUCAGAGUAAACAAAUGCUCGAGAUGCUUGUUGCCAAGCUGGGAGGCCUGCUAAACCGCCGCAUCUACCACAUGCCUUUCUCUAGAGAUCUCCGACUGAACGAAGGUGAUGCACGAGUUAUUCUCGAGAUUUGCCAAGAGUGUAUGGCUCACCGAGGAGUCCUCUUGGUCCAACCAGAACACAUUCUCUCUUUCAAACUUAUGGGCAUUGAAUGCCUUUUGACCGACAAGCCUGCCACUGCAAGAGUACUUCUCGAUACCGCACGUUGGUUCGAUGAUAAGUCGCGCGAUAUCGUCGAUGAGAGCGACGAAAACUUUAGUGUUAAGUUUGAGCUGGUCUACACUAUGGGAUCUCAGCGAUCCGUUGGAUUCGCCCCAGACCGUUGGCUGCUCAUUCAAGAGGUCUUGAGCUUUAUUCCAAGACUUGCGACGCAAGUCAAGGAUAUCUUACCAUUUUCGAUCGAAGUCGAGCAUAGCAAUGACUGCAGAUAUCCUCGAGUGAGAAUCCUACGCGAUGAUGGAGCUGAAGCCCUGCUCGCUUUACUCAUGAAACACAUCGUCAAGUAUGGUCUGACUGGAUUGCCGAUCCGCAGUCAGCCUCCAGAAAUCCAAGAGGCCGUCCUUCGCUACAUAUCGACAACGGAGCUGUCCGCCAAAGAUGUCCGUGCCGUAGAGGAAAGCAGAUUCUGGACGCCAGCAACUAAGGAGCCGCUCCUUCUUGUGCGCGGUCUUAUAGCCGGUGGUGUGUUACGAUUUUCUUUGGCUCAAAAGCGCUGGCGCGUGAACUACGGUCUCGAUGCCUCUCGAACUCCAGGCACGAAGCUUGCAGUGCCCUAUAAGGCCAAGGACUCGCCAUCGCCACGCUCCGAAUUCUCGCACCCAGACGUUGUCAUUCUCCUGACACUGUUAAGCUUCUACUAUGGUGGCCUCGAUGAUGACGAAUUGUUUGAUACCUUCAUUCACCUCCUCAAUUCUGACCAAUCAAACAUUCAUUAUGAUGAUUGGGUUUGUACUGCAGCUCCCGGUCUUCCGGCUGGCUUUCGACAGCUUUCUGGGGUCAGCAUCAAGGAUCGUAUCAUGUGCGUUCAGCAGAUCUUCCCGUAUCUGCGUUACUCUCGAGCGGCUAUCAACUACUAUCUGACAUACCUCAUCUUUCCAAGAGCGAUGAAGGAGUUCCCUUCGAAGCUGUCUGCAUCAGGCUGGGAUCUCGGUGCUGUGAAGAAGCAUCCCACAACCGGCUUCAGUGGCACGAACGACACUCUGCACGUAUUGCCUCUCGCUGUUAAGCAUCUUGAUCUGCCGAGUCAGAGUCAUACCAAUGCUUUGGUCCUCAGCUAUCUUCUGCAGCACGAGACAUCCGUGGAACGAUUAUCAGCUAGAACGAUCGGGACUGAUGCCGAGCAUCUCCUUGCUGUAAUCAACAGCAUGCAGCCCGAAGUUCGUGUAGUACUCGAUGUUGGUGCACUGAUCCUCGAGAUGAACAAUACCGAAGUCGCUCGUUGUUGGCUUUCUAAACGCAAGAAUAAUCAAACGGAAGCAGUGGUCUUCUUCAAGGAUGAGGAGCUGUCUGUACUAGACAUUCAUGGAUGCAUUGAAUCUUUCCAGACAUCACCAUUUGCAAAGCAGCUUGAUCGAUGUCUUGUUUACCUGGAUGAAGCACAUACCCGUGGAACGGAUUUGAAGCUCCCACGAGACUACAGAGCUGCCGUGACUUUGGGCGCAAACUUGACGAAAGACCGUUUGGUACAGGCCUGUAUGCGCCUUCGAAAACUUGGUAAAGGGCAAUCAGUUGUAUUCGUAGCCCCGGAGGAGAUCUCUACCAGAAUCUGUGAGCUAACGCAGAGACAACAAGGCGCCCUCAUCACAGUCACUGAUGUAUUGUGUUGGAGCAUUGGCGAGACUUGGCUCGAUUUGUCAAGAAGCAUGCCGCUCUGGGCUGUCCAAGGUCACCGCUACGAGAGACACAAGUACCUUCUCGAUGGCGCGAAAACCACCUUAGCACAAGCCCAAUCUUUCUUGGAAGAUGAAGCACAGAGCAUUGAGGAUCGGUAUAAGGCUGUCACUGGCAUUACCAACCAAUUUGCGGGUUGGGAUCUGACCAAUCCAUGUAUCAUGCAGCUGAUAUCGCGUUGCUUGGAGUUUGGGGCACUAGGGAUCAACUCGGCCACAUUGCAGGAGGAACAGGAGCGAGAGCUGAGCCCCGAGAUUGAAGAAGAGAGACAAAUUGAACGCCCGCCUAGGAUGACUGCUGAGAAGCACCAAUUACAUCCAGACUUGACAGAUUUGGCGCACACUGGAGAGCUUCGCAAUCCCUCAACGGCAUAUGAGCCCGCAUUCGAGGCUCUUGGAUCGACUAGUGCUGCUAAGCAUUGCGACCUCACUCGAUUUCCGAAGCAGUUGCUGGUCUCAAAAGACUUCAUGCGGACCGUCAAGAUCCCUGCUGGCUCGAAAAAGGCAGACUUCGUCUCCGAUUCUUACCAAAGACCCGUCCAGUGGGUUUUGUCUGUUCCUGACCAGGCACACCUCAACGUCAUCAAGCAUCUGAUCAUACUGAGCCCGCACGAAGCGAACCAGUUGCAGUCGACAAUUACGAAACGCAAAAAGGUAACGCUGCACCUAUUUGCGCCACGAUUCAACAUGAGCUUUGCUCCGCUCGACAAGCUCAAGCUCUUCAACGUUGGUCAAGGCUUUGACGAGAGUAGCGUUCCUUUGUCGCUCACAGUGCAGCUGAACCUGUUCUCGGGGAGCUUGUAUCUCCGCUCUUUUGCGGAGUACGAAGCUGUGUGCGACUUCUUGGGUCUUCUGAGAGGUAUACCUGGUCUCGAUCAGCAUGUUUUCGCCGAUGGUUUCAUCGAUCCACCCAGCGGAACGUGUGGGCUGGAUACCUCACCGGUGCAGUUUCUACGUGCUCUGCUUAUGAAGAUCCGGAAAGAGGGAGAGGGCGUAGAAAAGACGCACAUGGGUAGAUUGUUGGGCGGACUUCGAUUGGAGGAGUGUGACUUUGAUACAGGACUCUAG